AUGGCUUCUCUCCCCAACACCUACGAGGGCCCUGUCGCAAUCGCUGUCAUCGGCGGAACUGGUCUGCGCGAGCUCCCCGGCUUCACCCAGGUUGCCUCACUGUCCGUCUCAACUCCCUGGGGCAACCCCUCCUCGCCCAUCACCAUCCUGCACCACGAGUGCAAGCACAAUGGCAAGGUCGUCGCCGUCGCCUUCCUGAGCCGCCACGGCGCCCACCACCAGAUCGCUCCCCAUGAGGUUCCCGCCCGCGCCAACAUCGCCGCUUUGCGCUCCAUUGGUGUCCGUAGCAUCGUUGCUUUCUCCGCUGUUGGCAGUCUCCAGGAGGAGAUCAAGCCCCGCGAUUUUGUCAUUCCUGACCAGGUCAUUGACCGCACUAAGGGUGUUCGUCCAUGGACUUUCUUCGAGGGUGGUGUUGUCGCUCACGUUCCCUUCGGUGACCCCUUCGAUGAGGGUAUCGCCAAGGUGGUUCGCGAGUGCGGACACAGCCUUGAGGGUGACGGUGUUGUCCUGCACGACCGCGGCACUCUGGUCUGCAUGGAGGGCCCUCAGUUCUCCACUCGUGCUGAGAGCAAGAUGUACCGCUCAUGGGGCGGCAGCGUGAUCAACAUGUCCGCUCUCCCUGAGGCCAAGCUCGCCCGCGAGGCUGAGAUUGCCUAUCAGAUGAUCUGCAUGUCCACCGACUACGACUGCUGGCACGACUCCGCCGACGUGACUGUCGAGAUGGUCAUGGGUAACAUGAAGUCCAACGCUGAGAACGCCCGCCGUUUUGUCACUUCUGUUCUUGACGCCCUGGCUGGCGACGAACACGCCGAGUUGGUCAACGCCAAGCACUUGGCUGGUGGUAUCAAGUUCGGUGUCAGCACUCCCCAGGCCCACUGGAGCCCGGAGGCUAAGAAGAAGCUGGACUGGCUUUUCCCUGGAUACUUCUAG
Molecule: messenger RNA, 930 nt
Organism: Penicillium arizonense
Lineage: Eukaryota; Fungi; Ascomycota; Eurotiomycetes; Eurotiales; Aspergillaceae
Product: S-methyl-5-thioadenosine phosphorylase
Exons: 3
Coding region: 1-930 (309 amino acids)
Biological process (GO): nucleoside metabolic process
Cellular component (GO): cytosol
Molecular function (GO): S-methyl-5-thioadenosine phosphorylase activity
Source: RefSeq, a predicted model, not a curated record